Messenger RNA from Daucus carota subsp. sativus, 1681 nucleotides. Its product is annotated as pectin acetylesterase 8. Lineage: Eukaryota; Viridiplantae; Streptophyta; Magnoliopsida; Apiales; Apiaceae. Gene Ontology annotation, molecular function: pectin acetylesterase activity. Gene Ontology annotation, biological process: cell wall organization. The transcript has 14 exons. The coding region runs from base 157 to 1437 and encodes 426 amino acids. Gene Ontology annotation, cellular component: plant-type cell wall. The record is from RefSeq and is a predicted model, not a curated record.
UCAUUCCUUAAUAAAAAAAAAAGCCAUUUUCAUCAAAAGCCAAGUGAGCUGCUAGCUUUGGAGGCAUACAAGCUUUCCCAUUUCUCCUUUCAGGGUAAAAUGGGAAAGUUUUGAUCUUUGGAUUUUGUAAGUGCAUUUGAAAGUGAUAACAGUAAUAUGAAGCUGUCAUGUGAAUUGAGGUCCUAUUGUUUGUAUCCAUGUUACGAGAGGAGAAUGGUGAAUGCAAAAUUAUGCCAGUUGUUGCACACGUUAGUUUCCGCGCUGAUAUUGCUUAAAGUUGAUGGCCUCUUUGUUAAUAUUACUUAUCUACAGAGUGCUGUAGCAAAAGGAGCAGGUGAAAUGAAGAAAAAUGUAUCAAUAUGCCUGGAUGGUAGCCCACCAGCUUACCAUAUGGACAAGGGUUUCGGAACUGGAAUUAACAAUUGGCUGGUCCACAUAGAGGGAGGAGGAUGGUGCAACAAUGUGACAACUUGCCUUGCUCGUAAGAACACCCGCUUGGGUUCUUCCAAGGCAAUGCCUAAACUGCUUGCAUUUUCAGGAAUUCUUAACAAUAGAGCUAGUUUUAAUCCAGACUUCUACAACUGGAACAGAAUUAAGGUUAGGUAUUGUGAUGGAGCAUCAUUUACCGGAGAUUUGGACGCCGUUAAUCUUGCUACUAAUCUUCACUUCAGAGGGCAUAGGAUUUUUCUUGCUGUUAUUGAGGAAUUAUUAGCGAAAGGGAUGAAGAAUGCUAAAAAUGCAAUACUUUCUGGCUGUUCAGCUGGUGGAUUGACUUCUAUAUUGCUUUGUGAUACAUUCCGAGCUCUUGUACCCAUGAGUGCUAAAGUAAAAUGCCUAGCUGAUGCAGGUUACUUCAUUAAUGCCAAGGAUAUCUCUGGAGCACCGCAUAUCGAAGCUUUUUAUGAUGAUGUUGUCAGGACACAUGGAUCGGCAAGGCACUUGCCUACAUCUUGCACUUCACAAGGCAGACCGGGUUUGUGCUUUUUCCCUCAAUAUACAGUGCAACAAAUCAAAACACCACUAUUUUUGGUCAACGCGGCCUAUGAUUCAUGGCAGAUAAAGAACAUUUUGGUUCCUGGUGUUGCUGAUCCUCAUGGCACCUGGCUCAAAUGCAAGCUUAAUAUUAAUAAUUGCUCCCCGGCCCAACUUAAAUUGAUGCAGGAAUACAGGUUGCAGUUUUUGCAUACUGUGCCUCCGGUAGGCAGCUCUACAUCUAGAGGGAUGUUUUUGAACUCUUGCUAUUCCCACUGCCAAACAGAACUGCAGGAGACAUGGCUUAUGAAUGGAUCUCCAAUGUUAUUUAAUAAGACAAUUGCAAAGGCAGUUGGGGACUGGUAUUCUGAUCGAAGUCCAUUUCAAAAGAUUGAUUGUCCAUACCCUUGUGACAAAAGUUGUCACAAUUCGAUUUUUGAUCCAACCGAGCACCCUGAUAUAUAGGUACAUAUUGCAUUGAAGGUAUAGUUCCUGGGUGAUAAUUUUUUUUAAUAAAUUCAAGUAUAGUCUGGAAAAUAAAGGCGGGAAUAGGAAAGAAAGAUAUAUGAUUCAUCAAAAUUAUAGAAUAAUCAACAAAAUCACAAAUUGUGAUUUGGUGCUUGUUUUCUCUUCUGUAAUCAGUUGUUUGAUUCUGACAAUCAGUUACUAUUGUGUUCAACUUAUAUAUUAAUUUCUUUUUCGGUGCAAA